This is a messenger RNA of Bipolaris victoriae FI3, 381 nucleotides long. RefSeq lists its product as hypothetical. NCBI's taxonomy places the organism in Eukaryota, Fungi, Ascomycota, Dothideomycetes, Pleosporales, Pleosporaceae. The record is from RefSeq and is a predicted model, not a curated record. The coding region runs from base 1 to 381 and encodes 126 amino acids. The transcript has a single exon.
AUGUCCCUGCAAACCACGCUCCGCACACUACGCCAAUCCACGCGCCUCCAACACGGGCUCUUCCAGACCUCACGUGCUACCUUCCCUCUUGCAAAAGCCUUCUCCACGUCUUGUCCCAACAAAAAACUAAUGGACACUUCCAACCCCGCCUCCAACAUCCCGGACCCGCAUCCCAACUCGAGUGCAGCUCCAAAUGCCAAAGUGCGGUCGGAUAGUCAGCAUACAGAUCAGCAGUCGAGUGCUUCGCGCGAUGAGGGCAAGCAAGGGGAUGAGCAUCCGGCGAAACAGCCCGACUUUCAGGCGCAGCCGGAGAGGACGACGGGGAUUGGGGGUGGGGAGCAGGUGAAGGGGGGAAAGGAGGGGUUGGGUGAGAGGACGUAG